Molecule: messenger RNA, 1206 nt
Organism: Caenorhabditis elegans
Lineage: Eukaryota; Metazoa; Nematoda; Chromadorea; Rhabditida; Rhabditidae
Gene: F38B6.7
Product: DUF4210 domain-containing protein
Exons: 9
Coding region: 31-1206 (391 amino acids)
Source: RefSeq, marked reviewed
GAGCGAAAUUUGUAUUCAAAUAAUUGAACUAUGCGGCUAUCAAUUUUGAUUUUACUCUGCUGUAUUCUUUUUGUAGUGUUUUGCAAAGAAAAAGCUUCUAAGGUAAAAGUUGAAGAGGAGGAGGAAGAAGAGGAAGAAGGUGUUGACGAUUCUGAAGAAAUCUGCCCGUUUCCAUGGCAAACUCACGAUCAAAAUGUACUUGCACAAUACUCGAUGUGCAAUGAUGUAAUGCACGAAGGGGUGAAAUGCACUCCAAACGAUCCUAUUGAGUGCACGGGCAGGAAUCCGACCUGUGUUUUUUCAAAGCUUACAAAUGAUCAUCGAUGCUGUGCAGAUGUGCCACAAGAUUUGAGCAACCCACCAGGAAUCCCUGAGCAAGUGAAACCAAUAUGUCCAUAUGGUGCAUCAUCAUACGAUUUGCCUUCCGUCCUUUUAUGUGAUCCGACUGAAGACAACGCUUGCCCGGAGCACUUCACCUGUGAGCAAGCAGUGAACCACCAAAUGCUAACGACCUAUAAUAUGCAUUUGUGCUGUAAAACAAGCACGCUAGACUCGUUUGAAAACGUGUUUUACGAAACAAAAGUUGGAAUCAACAAAAUGUCGUCAAACUUGUCUAUGCCGAUUUUUUACGUCACACAAUUAUCACCAUCAAUUGUUCCAAAUGCACCAAAAGGGGGAAUAGACUAUGUUGUUUUGAAUGAAUAUAUCCCUACUAAGAACAAGGCAAACACUCCUGAAAUUAGAACUGGCGAUCAUUUUGCAAUGCUACCAUACAGAUUCCGUGAGCCUGUGUACUUGAAAAAAGUGUUUUUGUUCCACGAGCCAAUGCCAAACUCCUUCUUCCACGUUUUGGUUUUAUUUAAUCCUCACGGAAAUCCAGAGUCGAUGAAUUUGUACUACAACAGACCUUCCUCACUCUCCCGAGAAAUUGAUUUAUCAGUUCCAGUUUGGGAUGAAGGGGUCUUUUUCAGAAAUAUGAACAGAGUUCUUACAAUUCAAUCUGAUCAAACAUCAAGUCGCCAAAUUCGCCGGUUAUAUAUUGUACUUGUGUUCCAAACGAAAAACCGAAUAUCAAAAAGGCAUCCUCAAGUGUGGAAUGAUCUUCAUGCUAAUUACACUACAUUUACGGAAUUUUUGGGGACGGAAACUGGAAAACAACUGGGAAAUCCUAUGGCUGGAACAUACUAUUAUGUAAGAAAAUUUUAA